Molecule: messenger RNA, 1755 nt
Organism: Rotaria sp. Silwood1
Lineage: Eukaryota; Metazoa; Rotifera; Eurotatoria; Philodinida; Philodinidae
Source: the annotation of a GenBank genome assembly
AUGGCAGAUGAAGUCGCUUCACAAUGUCUAUUUGGUGUUGGCAAUACAUACCUCGAAGGAACUCCAACGUCUUUGUCAUUUCCUAUUGUUUGCGACGGUUUUAUCGAAGUUAAUAAACAUAUGUUUGCCGACGUCAUGUAUUGGAAUGAUAAUAAAACCGAACUUGUGACGGAUGAAACUCAUUGUGAGGAAUGGCCGUGUAAUAAUAUUUAUACUCGUUGCGAUGGAUUCUGGAAUUGUCAAGAUGGUAAUGAUGAAUUGAAUUGUCCUUUAUUGAACCCAUGUUCACCAGACGGGUUCGAAUGUCUAUCACCUGAAACAUUUAAAAUUACUUGCUUACCAGCAUUCAAAGCCGGAGGUAAUCAUACAGAUUGUAUUGGUGGAACUGACGAACGAUUUUAUUGUCGAAAUAAACGCAACACCAUCUUUUCUCCGAUGAAGUUAGAUAGAAACGAAGCCUGGUUCUGUAAUCGAGGAAUUCCAUUUUUCUUCGGCGAACGAAAGUUAACCGAUGAAAACAUACGAUGUUUAUGUCCUGCUAGUUAUUAUGGUAAUCGUUGUCAAUUUCAAGCUCAACGUGUAGAUAUACUAUUUCGUUUUCGUACAUUUGAUUUUCGCAUGGUCUUUGAAUUCGUCAUUAUGUUGAUAGAUAAUACAUCUCAAAUUCAUUCAUUUGCUCAGAGAGAAUUACUACCAAUGCGUGAUUGUAACCUUCGAGUUGAUGUUACAUUAUCUUAUUCACAACGUCCAAAAGACAACUCACUAUCAUAUGUGAUCCGAAUAGAUACAUUCAACAAAUUGACAUUGGAAUAUCACGCUAGUUGGUUAUUUCCGAUACAGAUUUCAGUUUUGCCUGUAUAUCGUAUAUCUACAAUUCUUUCACUACUCAAUAGACCAGCUACUAUUGCUGAAUAUUCCACUUUUGGUUGUGUACAUGGUGAUUGUGUGUUAGCAGUUAAUACACGAGAAUCUUUUUAUCGUUGUUCUGCAAGUUGGUCGGGAGUCGAUUGUAAUAAAAGAAUUGAUUCUUGCAAUUGUGCACCAAGAACUCAUUGCAUUGGUUCGUCAAAUAAUCGUUCUAUUUGUGUAUGUCCUCUACCAAUGUUUGGUUCUCGAUGUUACCUUAAACGAUCUUCAUGUAACCCGAAUCCUUAUGAAAACGAAGGCAUUUGUGUACCAACAGAUGUCCGAAUAUCUGAAAACAAUUUCACGUGUCUAUGUCAAGGAGGAUUCACAGGAAUUCGAUGCAAAUAUCGUCAAUCUUUUAUUGAAAUCUCUUUUUCAAAAGCAAAUUAUGUUCCUGAUUCAUUUUAUGUUCAUUUUAUUACUGUGUUGCAUGAUAAUGAUCCAAUACGCGCAAUUGUGACAAAGAAGAUUGCUUAUGAUCAAGAUUCGGUUGUCAUUGGCAUGUCAGAUGAAUUUCAUCUGGCUUUUAUUGAUAUCAACAAAAUUUAUUAUUUAGGUGUCAUUCAAACAGAUUAUAUUUCAUCAAAAUAUUAUAAAGUAUUUAUUGAAGACUCAAAUCAAUGUCCAUCUAUUAAUGAAUUUUUGAAUUCAACAAUUUUAAAAUUUGAGAUUCUUCGCCGUAUUAAAUAUUUUCAAAGACCAUGGCGAGAACGGGUAACAUUGCAAUGUUUUCAUGAUCGUGAAUAUAUGUGUUUGUGUACGAAUGAGCGACAUGCUAAUUGUUUUCAAUUUAAUCAUACGAUGAAAUAUACAUGUCAACAAUCAACCUAUUGUCACAAUGAUGGAUAA